AUGUAUUGAAAUCCGGACGCCCAGCCUUCCGCAGUCAGUGUCUCGUCGUCGACGCACAGCGAGAGAAUCAUGAGUGGCCGUGGAAAGGGAGGCAAGGGACUCGGGAAGGGCGGCGCCAAGCGGCACCGCAAAGUCCUCCGCGACAACAUCCAGGGCAUCACCAAGCCCGCCAUCCGCCGCCUGGCUCGCCGCGGCGGAGUCAAGCGCAUCUCCGGCCUGAUCUACGAGGAGACCCGCGGCGUGCUGAAGGUGUUCCUAGAGAACGUGAUCCGUGACGCCGUGACGUACACGGAGCACGCCAAGAGGAAGACGGUGACCGCCAUGGACGUGGUGUACGCCCUGAAGAGGCAGGGCCGAACUCUGUACGGCUUCGGAGGCUAAAUCCGGUCCGGUCCCAACCGAACCCAACAAACAACAACGGCUCUUUUAAGAGCCACCCACACUUCUCAAGACUCAUGCUUCCUCCUCCUCCGACUAACUGUUGGACUCCUGAAACACGCAGAAUGUGGUGAAACUAGAACACCGGGCUGCUCUGCGCUGGUUGCUGACACAUGUUGUUUUCUAAAUGGCUUUUUCUAACGCCCCAGCUUUUCUUUUCUCCUUCCCGGAGCCUUUCCUAGCUUCUCAUGAAAUUCUUGCCAAAUAAACUUUGUGCCGUAAACGUGUUCAAUAAACUCGCCUGACAUCA
Molecule: messenger RNA, 688 nt
Organism: Xiphophorus maculatus (southern platyfish)
Lineage: Eukaryota; Metazoa; Chordata; Actinopteri; Cyprinodontiformes; Poeciliidae
Product: histone H4
Exons: 1
Coding region: 70-381 (103 amino acids)
Biological process (GO): nucleosome assembly
Cellular component (GO): nucleosome
Molecular function (GO): protein heterodimerization activity; structural constituent of chromatin; DNA binding
Source: RefSeq, a predicted model, not a curated record